Callorhinchus milii (elephant shark) is the source of this 1910-nucleotide messenger RNA. It is a transcript of the gene trip10a, whose product is annotated as thyroid hormone receptor interactor 10a. Gene Ontology annotation, molecular function: protein binding. The record is from RefSeq and is a predicted model, not a curated record. Gene Ontology annotation, biological process: signal transduction. The coding region runs from base 180 to 1802 and encodes 540 amino acids. Lineage: Eukaryota; Metazoa; Chordata; Chondrichthyes; Chimaeriformes; Callorhinchidae. The transcript is spliced from 15 exons.
AGAGAACAAGGGAAUACCGGAGGAAGAGCUUCUCCGGCAGCAACAAGAACUCUUUGCAAAGGAAAAAGAAGAACCAGGAAAAGGGGGAAGAGGGAGGAAGAAACACAUAAAAGUUGCCUGCACUGUCCCCAAAUCCAGAGGCUUGUGUGGACAGAGAUCAACUCCCCCACCCAGUGUGUAUGAUGGACUGGGGGGCUGAGCUGUGGGACCAAUACGACAACAUAGAACGUCACACCCAGUGGGGGCUGGAUUUAGUGGAAAAGUACGUGAAGUUUGUGAAGGAACGCACAGAGAUCGAACAGGCUUACGCUAAGCAGCUGAGGAAUCUGGUCAAAAGGUACAGCCCCAAGAGAUUGUCCAAAGACGACCAUGAAUUGAGGUUUUCCCAGUUUCGGGCCUUCACGGAUAUCCUGAACGAGCUGAACGACUAUGCGGGUCAGCGGGAGGUCAUCGCCGAAAACCUGAUGCAAAACAUCUGUGUUGAGUUACUGAGAUUCUCCCAGGACUUAAAGCAAGAGCGAAAGGCGCAUCUUCAGGAAGGGAGGAAAGCCCAGCAACAUCUGGACAGUAGCUUCAAACAGCUGGACAGUGCGAAGAAGAAGUUCGAGCGGGACUGCAGGGAGGCAGAGAAGGCACUGCAGAGCGCCGAGCGAGUGGACAACGACAUCAACACCACCAAGGCCGACGUGGAGAAGGCUAAACAGCAGGCGAACCUGCGGAAUCACAUGGCCGACGAGAGUAAGAAUGAAUACGCUUCGCAGCUUCAGAAAUACAACAGGGACCAGAACACGUUUUACUUCACAGAAAUGCCGCAGGUCUUCGACAAGCUGCAGGAAAUGGAUGGCCGGCGACUACACAAGCUGUGUGACACGUACCGGCUGUUUGCUGACACCGAGCAGCAGGUCACCCCCAUCAUCGGCAAGUGUCUGGAGGGGGUGCUCAAAGCUGCCAACUCAGUGGACGAGAACCAGGAUUCCCGGAUUCUGAUCGAGAGCUAUAAGUCCGGCUUCGAGCGCCCGUCGGAGCUGGAGUUUGAGGAUUACAGUCAGAUCAUUAACCGGACCUCGUCUGAGAACAGCCUGGGCUCCGUCAAGUCCGACUGCAGGACAGAGCAGCGGAGCAAGAGCAAGGGCAAGCGAUGGCUGUUCGGUAAAAAGUCCAAGCACACGGUCUCUGAGGACUUCAGCCACCUGCCCCCCGAACAGCGCAGGAAGAAGCUGCAGCAGAAAAUCCAGACUCUGAACAAGGAGCUGCAGAAACAAGUGGAUCAGAGGGAAGCGUUGGAUAAGAUGAAAGACGUUUAUGAGAAGAACCCGCAGAUGGGGGACCCCGGCAGCCUGGAGCCCGGCAUCGCCGAGACCAACCGCUACAUGGAGAGACUUCACCAGGAGCUGCAGAAAUACCAGGCCUGGCUGGGGGACGCGGAGAGCAAGAUGGUUUCCCGGAGUUAUGUUCAGAACAUCAGCGGCGAUCGGUCUCCAAACCUGAACAAUGGCUCCCACGACAAGGAGAGCAGCCCCGAUACUACGUACUCGGAUGAAGGGGGUCUGGAGCCGCUGCCCUCCACCCCCUCGGAACUUGACGACUUCGAAGAGGAAGGUUUGGCUCCCGCCAUCGGUAGCUCCACAGCCCUGUAUUCCUUUGACGGCAACAGUGAAGGAACCAUUUCGAUGGCAGAGGGAGAGACCCUGCAGCUGAUCGAGGAGGACAAGGGCGACGGGUGGACGCGGGUCAGACGGGGGGACGGAGAAGAAGGUUACAUCCCCACGUCCUACGUGCAGAUCUCUCUGGACAGGAAGUGAGGCGGGGUGGGCCGGGCGGGGCAAGGCGGGUGGGGUCUAAUCGGAGGCGAGAGGUCAGUGGUGCGGAGAGUUGGAUGGACUACGAAGUCCCGUUCCCCCCCCCCCCCC